GGCUGGUCGUGUUGGGAGGCUUCAUAGCGACACUGUGUGGUGUGGGAGCCAUGUUGAUGUUGCCCGAUUCCGGAUCAACUACUGCACUUUGGGUGUUCACAUAGUCGUAUUUCACACGGCCGACAGCCGGUGGUUAUCGGAGAAGUGCGAUGAAAAGCGAAGAGCACUGGAUGAAAGCGUACCGUCGGAUUCCGUUCACCGUUAAUUCAUAGCAAGUGAAGUUUGCUACGGCAAGUUACAUUGUCUCCUCCUAGACAGCCAGCUAGCAACAGCUGCAGCACGGCUACAGGGGAUGCGGUGUAGGGACCCGCUCCCUCUAACGUUGUCGCAACAAGGAUUUUUUAUAUUAUUUUUUUUCAUUUCCUGCACAUUGCCAACACGUGUGGGACUUAAUGUGUUUUGGAGCAGGUCCGCGUUUUGCUACGGUAAUGUUAGCUUGCUAACUUGCCUCUUUGUAAAGCCUGCUAGCUAGUAGCUAGUAUGCUGACCAUCAGUUUGUCUCACGACUAACAUUUCCUGCGGAGUUUAUUCUAACUUCUGGUUGCUUUCAGACAGCUCGCCUGUUUUGUUCGACCGUGGACUGUUUAAAUGGACACCAAGUAGUCGAGCAGUGGAGAUAUGGCGCUUUAUCGAUGCUGCAUGGGAUGCUAUCGAUUCGCCUGUCCAACUUCCCAAGGCACGGUUAACUGGCUUGUAGCAUAACUUUGACGUUCACUGUACCGUCACUCCGGUUCAGCAGGAAGCUAAUUUGGUCGCUAGCUGUUGAUACCGCCUCGCCAUCAAGCUGGCGGCCCUCCGAGUAGAAGCGGAAGAGAAGGAGCUGGGAGCGAUGGCCUGGGUGUUGAAGAUGGACGACGCCACCAUCGAGUCGGGCUUGGUGCACGACUUUGAUGCCAGCCUGUCGGGCAUUGGGCAGGAGCUUGGGGCUGGCGCCUACAGUAUGAGCGACGUGCUCGCUCUCCCCAUCUUCAAGCAGGAGGACUCCAGCCUGCCCGACGACGUUGAGACCAAAAACCUGCCAUUCCAGUAUGUGCUCUGUGCCGCCACGUCGCCUGCCGUCAAACUGCACGACGAGACCCUCACAUACCUCAACCAAGGCCAGUCUUACGAGGUGCGCAUGUUGGACAACAGGAAGCCAGGGGAGUUACCUGAGAUACACAACAAGAUGGUUAAGAGCACGGUGCGCGUGGUGUUCCAUGACCGCCGGCUGCAGUACACGGAGCACCAACAGCUGGAGGGCUGGAAGUGGAAUCGCCCCGGCGACCGUCUCCUUGACAUCGACAUCCCCAUGUCGGUGGGUAUCGUAGAGCCCAAGACGAACCCCUCCCAGUUGAAUGCUGCAGAGUUCCUCUGGGACAUCAACAAGAGAACCUCUGUUUUUGUACAGGUACACUGCAUCAGCACAGAGUUCACCCCCAGGAAGCACGGCGGGGAGAAGGGGGUGCCCUUCCGGAUCCAGAUCGACACCUUCGCCCCCGGAGAGGCGGCCGACUACACGGAGCACCUGCACUCCUCCUCCUGCCAGAUCAAAGUCUUCAAGCCAAAGGGAGCAGACCGGAAGCAGAAGACUGACAGGGAGAAGAUGGAGAAGCGCACAGCACUAGAGAAGGAGAAGUACCAGCCAUCCUACGAUACCACUAUCCUGUCAGAGUGCAACGCAACAUGUGCCCUGGACCUUCUACUGAGUAUGUGUGUCCCUGGCUCCUCCCAGAUGAGGCUGGAGCCCAUCAUAGAGGACGCGGCGGACCACGAGCUCAAGAAGUCCAGCAAGCGGACUCUCCCGGCCGACUGUGGCGACUCGCUGGCCAAGCGGGGCAGUUGUUCCCCGUGGCCGGACAACGCCUAUGUCAGCACAAACCAGGCAGCUACCCCCUCCUUCACCUCCUCCCCCCUCUCCACCUACACAGCCUCCUCGGUGCCAGACAGCGAAUCUUCGUCCCCCAACCACCAGGCCGACCCGGUCAGCAAUGUCAACACAGAGCAGCUCAGCCCAACGGCCUCCAUCCAGGACGCCCAGAAGUGGCUCCUAAAGAACCGCUUCAACUCCUAUGCGCGCCUCUUCUCCCACUUCUCAGGUUCCGAUUUGUUGAAGCUCACCCGGGACGACCUGGUCCAGAUAUGUGGGGCCGCCGACGGCAUCAGGCUCUUUAAUGCACUUAAAUCCAGGUCAGUGCGUCCCAGGCUGACUCUGUACGUCUGCCAGGAGGCGCUGAUUGAGAGCCCCCUGCUGGAGAGACGUGGCAACAGCGAGAACGGGGAGCCCGGCAGCCCCUCCAGCCUCUACGGUACUAUGUACCACGCUCUCUACCUAGAGGACUUGACCGCAGCAGAGCUGAUUCGCAAGAUGGCGUCCGUGUGCAACCUUCCCCUCUGCACCAUCAACCAGGUGUACCGCCAGGGCCCCACUGGCAUACACAUACUGCUCAGUGACCAGAUGGUGUACAACCUCCCUGACGAGAGCUGCUUUCUGAUCUGCUCUCUUAAAGACGACCUCGGCGAGGGUCUCCAUCUGAUCCUGAAGUAGCGCCAUGAAGAGAUGUCAUCACCAACCACUCCACCCUCUUGUUUUAUGAGCAGAAGCUGUUCUUGCUCCUUCUCCUCUCCAUGGUACUGUCUCUCUCUCUCCCCCUCUAAAUGUUCAGAUUGCUAGGUGGAAGACAGCAACUGGGCGAAGACGUGUAAAUGUUGGAAUCUGACAUGGGUGUGUCUGUUGUUUCAUAUUGAAAACACUAUUGACAAGAGAGACGGGAGGGGAGGGGGGAGCCCUCGGGAUGAGAAGUGUGGGUGAGCGGGCAAGGUUUAAUUUAAUGCCUUUUUGUUUUUCUUUUGUUUCGGUUUUUGUACGGACUCCUGUGUUCAGAGAAAGAGAGGGGGGUGAUGAGUGAAGAAUUGAUGGGGACUGGGUUGGGGGGAAUACUCCUAUUCAGCGACCCAUGCACUAGGCCAGUAUAUUGAUGUUCUGCACUGCUGGACCGCUUGCUUACCUUGGUUGUGGGAGCCCCCCCCAGGCUCUGGUCUCUACAUGCCCCACGAGCUGAGGUCCCAAACAGGUGGCUACGGUGUCGGCAUUGUAGUGAAACAACUUUUUUGUUGAUAAAUGUUUCCAGUGUGGAUGUUGUCACUGACGCUCAAAAAAAAGUGUUUUUAUUUUGAUUUUUAUUGUUUAUAAAAGGUCAGAAUGUGCCGAUAUCAUGUUCUUGUUGUCAUGUUGAAAGUAGUCUCGCAAAUCAGACUCUGGAUAAAUAUAUUAAGUCUAAUGGCAGACAAGCUUGAAUCUGGGUGAACGGGUGUUUCAUUUUAUUUUUCGCUUCCCAUUUAUUUUCGACUAAUCGUGUGGCUGGGGAUGUGCAGACGUGCGUUACAUGGAACUGGUCUAUAUUAUAAAGAACAUAAUCGGCGGAACCACAACACAAUUGAUCUGGCUGUGCAGUCCAAGAUUCUGCAUUUCUGCAUCCCAGAAUAUGCGGAAGAUGCCCUAGUGUUUGCCUUCUCCACUUGAAUCUCUUAAAUUAUCUUUUUUUUUUUUUUGCUACGCUUUUAUUGUUUUUAGUUGAUGGAUCUCAUAAUUGGGAGGCAAUCUUACAUGUUCGUGUGAAAACACAUUGUUUCUGGUGCCAUUUGCGUUUGGUCCAUGCCCACGUACAUAACUACCUACACACCCAUAACAUACACCUGUUACCACCUCUGUUUGCAGUGGUGAGCUAGAAAAUAUUUAUGGGCAUCAUAUACAUUAUGCCUUCUGGGAUUGUGGCCAUAACCUUUGAGGAUGUUAGUUUUAUAACUGCUAGAGGAACGGUUCUAAAGUUAAUCUAAUAAAAAAAAUCAUAGGAGACACGAUACGAAACGCCUAUACAAAACCUACAAUGAAACGGACCAAACAGGUUUUAGAUAGCACCGUCUGUAGGGUGUAAACGCUAGACAGUGUCUCACACAGCGGGGGGUAGCUGGGAGCGUAGCUGGGAGCAUAUGGCGCUUUAACAGCUAGAGUAGGGUCUGGAGUUGCUUUUUUGUACUGCAUGUAGAAUAUAAUGGGAGGCUUAACGGCGGCAUCUACAUUCACUAGCAUCUGUCUGUUUGAUAGAGGUGGCCAAUACGCAGGGGCGUUGUGUGCGUGUAUCAAGAGUUGUACAUGAAAAAAAAUAAGAUGGGGGCGUUCUUCCAUGUGUCACUCUCACCUCAGCGUUACAGAACUAUUUACAUGGAGCCCUUCUCUUGAAAUAUGUCCCCUGCCCUUUCAGGAAAACCUUGUCUUGGGAGAAUGUUUGCGGGUCAUUUUUAGUGCUUUUAGUUUAUAUUUAGGUUCUUGGUAUCCUUGAAGUGGACUUGUCAUCAGGGUAGCUCUCCACCGCCAUGAUACGUGCCCCCACCACCCCCUGAAUGGUAGGUUGGCAUGGUAACGGGUUAGUUUGUGUAGUAAAGUGCGGGAGGGUGGAUCUAAACCGAGUAGGCUUAGCACCAAGCAAAUACAUGCACACAUCAGUACUCCUGUGACCACAACUUCACAUGUUUCAUUCGUUGGCAUGUUCGAUGGGAGGAUCGAGAGGUCGAAGUUGAUCCCUAUAUAAUCUGGUGUCAUCUCACCACCUAUGAAAGUGGACGUUUUUGUUCUGGGUUAGGCAUGUGCAGGGAUAUGAGGUCCACUGAUGCGUUGUAUAUCAAAAAUGACUGAAAAUAUAGUUUAGUGAGGUCCCCUGGUUCUAGGCCGACUGUGGGAAGCCGUUACGAUGCCCUCUGAGCCUGGCCUCCGUCCCUGUGCAUGUCUGAGACACCAGGAGAGAGGGGGCAACCCGGCGAUGUACUGCCCGAGGUCAACGAGGACGCUUCUCAGCACAGUACCGUAUGCUGGAGAUGUACACCUGUGCUGGAAAAUAAAUGAUUUCAUAAA
Molecule: messenger RNA, 4885 nt
Organism: Gadus morhua (Atlantic cod)
Lineage: Eukaryota; Metazoa; Chordata; Actinopteri; Gadiformes; Gadidae
Gene: ubp1
Product: upstream binding protein 1
Exons: 16
Coding region: 830-2524 (564 amino acids)
Biological process (GO): regulation of transcription by RNA polymerase II
Cellular component (GO): nucleus
Molecular function (GO): RNA polymerase II cis-regulatory region sequence-specific DNA binding; DNA-binding transcription activator activity, RNA polymerase II-specific
Source: RefSeq, a predicted model, not a curated record